AUGGGCAGACCAGCUGGAAAUGAUGGAAAACUAUCGACUUCCAAAGAUGUUCUCCUCCAUAUAUAUCCUUUUCUUCAUUAUCAUCAUUUCAUCAUCGUUUCUUUCAUCGUUUUCCUUUUCUUCAUUAUCAUCAUUUCAUCAUCGUUUCUUUCAUCGUUUUCCUUUUCUUCAUUAUCAUCAUUUCAUCAUCGUUUCUUUCAUCGUUUUCCUUCAUUAUCAUCAUUUCUUCAUCGUUUCUUUCAUCGUUUUCUUUUUCUUCAUUAUCAUCAUUUCUUCAUCGUUUCUUUCAUCGUUUUCCUUUUCUUCAUUAUCAUCAUUUCUUCAUCGUUUCUUUCAUCGUUUUAUUUUUCUUCAUUAUCAUCAUUUCUUCAUCGUUUCUUUCAUCGUUUUUCCUUUUCUUCAUUAUCUUCAUUUCUUCAUCGUUUCUUUCAUCGUUUUCCUUUUCUUCAUUAUCUUCCUUCUUCCUUUCACUAUCGUUUUCUUUCCACGUUUUCUUUUCUUCAUUAUCUUCUUUCCUCGUUUUUUCUUUCUUCAUUAUCUUCUUUCUUCAUUUCUUCAUCUGUUUCUUCCUCUUUUUUCUAUUCUUCUUUAUCUUCCUUCUUCUUUUCAUCAUCAUUUUCUUCUGUUUUCUUUUAUCAUUAUCUUCUUUCUUUCUUUCAUCAUCUUUUUCCUUUUAAUUAUUAUCUACCUUCUUCAUUUCUUCAUUGUAUUCCUCCUUUAUUUUCUUUUUCUUUUUUUUUCAUCAUCUUCCUUCUUCAGUUCAUUGUUGUUUUCCUUCCCCGUGCAUUUUUCUGCAUUAUCUUCUUUCUCCCUUUCAUCAUCGUUUUCCUCUUUCAUUAUCUUCGUCGUUUUCAUCAUCAUUUUUCUCUUUUUUAUAUUAUCUUUCUUCUUCAUUUCUUCAUCGGUUUGUUCUUCGUAUUUCUUCAUUAUCUACUAUCGUUAAAACCCCAACGUUUUCUUUCUUGCUUUUUUGUUUUUCUUUUCUUCAUCAUCUUUAAAUUCCUUUCUUCGUCUUUUUCUUCUUUUAUUUGA
Acanthosepion pharaonis is the source of this 1032-nucleotide messenger RNA. The record is from the annotation of a GenBank genome assembly. Lineage: Eukaryota; Metazoa; Mollusca; Cephalopoda; Sepiida; Sepiidae.